Messenger RNA from Fragaria vesca subsp. vesca, 1377 nucleotides. RefSeq lists its product as uncharacterized. Gene Ontology annotation, cellular component: mitochondrion. The record is from RefSeq and is a predicted model, not a curated record. Lineage: Eukaryota; Viridiplantae; Streptophyta; Magnoliopsida; Rosales; Rosaceae. The coding region runs from base 33 to 1340 and encodes 435 amino acids. The transcript is spliced from 12 exons. Gene Ontology annotation, molecular function: protein binding.
CGAGGUUUUGGACUUUCUCUCAGCAAACCACGAUGAUACGCACUGCGCUUUCACGAGCAGCGGCCAUCGUCGCCGCCCGCACCUCCGCCAAGCUCCGCCCUUCCCUCCUCGCUCGAUCUCCGCCGUCCAGACUCCUCCACGAUGGGAUUAACGCCAACCCAGUUGCUCUUCAGAUGAUCAACUACGCCGUCUCUCUCGCCAGGUCUCAGAAAUCAGAUGAAUCGUACGGUCAAGCUCAGCUUGUGUUGGAACAGUGCCUUUCAUCUCAGCCUAGUGAAGGCCAGGACCUUGCUACUCAUAAUUCAAGGGCAAUGGUCUUAAUGGCUAUGUCUACUUUGUUAUCUGAAAGAGGAAAGCUUGAUGAAGCUAUAGAGAAGCUGCAAAAAGUUGAAGACUUGAGCAGCUCUUCAGUUGGUGUUAGGAUUGCCGCGUUGGAGGCGCUAGUUGGACUGCACUUAGAGUUGAAGCAGGAUCAUACCUCAUCAGUUCUUGCUGAUAAAUGCUUAGAACUUGCGGAGAAAAAUGAUGAAUCUAGUGAUUCCGAGGGAUAUACUCGAGCCGUAGCAGUAAAAGGACUUGUUGAGCUUGUGCAUGGUAAUCUUGGAAUAAGUAAAGAUGUAGCUAAAGGUGAACUUUUCAUUCGAGAAGUGGAGAGAAAUGUUGAGGAAGUUGAAGAAUUUACUGGUAGUACUGCUUUAUUCUUUGGAGAGCUCUUGCAUGCCAGACAGAGCUAUGAGAUGGCGAAGAAGGUUUACCAGAAAAUUAUCCAAAAUGAUUCCAGGAAUGAAGAGUUCAGUGACCCAAGUUCAUUAGCAGCUGGUAAUAUGUCGUCAGACAAAGUUUUGUUAGCGGCCACAUGUGCGUUGGGACAACUGGAGGCUCAUGCAGGGAACUUCGGUGAUGCUGAGGAGAUUUUAACAAGAGCUUUGACUAAAACAGAGGAACAUUUUGGCUCUCAUCAUCCCAAAGUAGGUGUUAUUUUAACCUGCAUAGCUCUCAUGUUUCGGCGUAAAGCAGUCCAAGAGCAUUCCAGUUCUAUAUUGAUCCAAGAGGGACUUUAUAGGAGGGCAAUAGAUUUGCUGAAAGCUCCAGCAUUUGAGGCUGAAGGUGCAGAAGCAAAGGCAGAUAGAAGUGAUAUAGUGGCCCUUGCAAGAGGUGGGUAUGCAGACGUACUUUGUGUCCAACAGAACCGAAAGGAUCAAGGAGAAAAAAUGAAGAAGUGGGCUGAGGCUGCAUGGGGAAACCGCCGGCUUUCAUUGGCAGAAGCACUAGAUGUAUCUAAUACAGAUAAAUCUUUAAAAGUUCCAAUUGUGGAUGCUCGAAUCAGCAGGGUUCUGUAGUGUUUUCAUUCCUAGGAUCCGCAGACAGCAGUGGCAG